AUUUGGGCAAGGGACAUAGUCCAUUGAACUUUUAUAAUAUAGGCGUGCGAAAAACGUCUAAAAAUAUUUUUCUGACUAACGCUCGAGUGUAAAUGGUGAAAUGUUUCAACUGUCCUGAAUUUCCUGUCUGGUUCAAUUAGUUUGCGUCGAAUUUCUGGUUCGUCGGCUGUGAAAUCUGAAGAAUAAUAUUGAAUUGUGAUAAAAUGACCCGAGGUCCAACUAUUGUGCGUGUAGCGCCCAGCAGUGGGGGCGGUCGAGGAAUUAAGUGCUGCUGUUGCAGAUGUUGUGAGUGCCUCAAUCUUGGCUACAUGACAACACAGCAUGGCCUCAUUAAAUUGGCGGAAGCUUUGCUCGGUUCGCUAUGUCAGAGUCUCCUUGUAAAGUACGGUUUAUCUGAGGCGAGCAGCAUGGGAUCAGCUUUCCAUGGGUUCCUGACGACAGCAUCUGCGUGCCUCCUCACUACAUCCAUACUCAUCGCUUGUUAUGUACUGUCGUCGAAUUCCCAUCAUUUGAUACGACAAUCAAUUUUUGAAUGUGUAUUCAACGCGGUGGCAUGUUUCAUGUACUUAUCGGCUUCCUCUUACAUGGGAGUAGCUGUUAACUUGUACCUAUACCCUCGGUAUGCGCUUGUGAAUAUGUAUGCUGCAUACCCAGCCAUGACUGCAGUGUAUUAUAUCGGAGUGGUGGUCGGGAUUGUACAUGGAGUGGAUGCAUAUAUAUCAUAUAAGUAUUACAAAGGAAUUCGAUGAUUUUGAUGCCUUAUGAUUACAAUUAAUAUUUCAUUCCACUGCAUUUUUUUACGUACCUCUUAUAUAUAAUCUUUAUAUUGUAAUAAAAAACGCUAUUUUUAUCGCUCAAUAGUUUCAGCUUUGUAACGAUGAAAAUUAGUUUAAUAACGAGGAAGUUUAAAUUAUUAUUUUGUAAUGAAAUUAAAAUGGUACAAAGCGAAGCUUUUUAAAUCUAAUACUAUACUGUAUAAUACUAAGUAUACUAUUUUAUUAUUAUCUCUAAUCUCAA
This is a messenger RNA of Zerene cesonia (dogface butterfly), 1017 nucleotides long. It is a transcript of the gene sing, whose product is annotated as protein singles bar. The coding region runs from base 204 to 749 and encodes 181 amino acids. Gene Ontology annotation, cellular component: membrane. The transcript has 4 exons. The record is from RefSeq and is a predicted model, not a curated record. Lineage: Eukaryota; Metazoa; Arthropoda; Insecta; Lepidoptera; Pieridae.